This is a messenger RNA of Benincasa hispida (wax gourd), 918 nucleotides long. Its product is annotated as small ribosomal subunit protein eS10z-like. NCBI's taxonomy places the organism in Eukaryota, Viridiplantae, Streptophyta, Magnoliopsida, Cucurbitales, Cucurbitaceae. Gene Ontology annotation, cellular component: cytosolic small ribosomal subunit. The record is from RefSeq and is a predicted model, not a curated record. Gene Ontology annotation, molecular function: RNA binding; structural constituent of ribosome.
CGCUUGCUCCUCUUCAUCUUUACACGGCUGCUCACUUCCUCUCUUUUCAGUCCUGCUCCUUCUCCUUCUUCGCGCCUCUUCCUUCUACUGCUGCUGUCUUCAGUUCUUGCUGAGCUUCAACCAUGAUUAUUUCAGAAAAAAACCGUAGGGAAAUCUCCAAAUAUCUCUUUCAAGAGGGGGUUUGCUAUGCCAAGAAGGACUACAAUUUGGCCAAGCACCCAGAAAUCGAUGUGCCUAAUUUGCAGGUUAUUAAGCUGAUGCAGAGCUUCAAGUCCAAGGAAUAUGUACGCGAGACAUUUGCUUGGAUGCAUUACUACUGGUACCUCACCAAUGAUGGUAUUGAGUUCCUCAGGACUUACCUCAAUCUUCCUUCCGAAAUUGUCCCUGCUACCUUGAAGAAACAAGCUAAGCCCGCUGGUAGGCUCUUUGGCGGACCACCCGGCGAUCGCCCACGGGGUCCACCUCGUUUUGAGGGUGGUGAGAGGAGGAUCGGUGACCGUGAUGGCUACCGUGGAGGUCCUCGUGGACCUGGCGGGGAGUUUGGUGGUGACAAGGGAGGAGCUCCUGCAGAUUACAGGCCUUCAUUUGGGGGUCCUGGUGGAAGGCCGGGUUUUGGCCGUGGAGCUGGUAGCUAUGGCGGAGGAGCUGCUGCAAGCUCAAACCUUCCUUGAAAAGUAUGGUCUUACAAGCCGUUCAAUGAAUUUUCAGUGAAAUGAGUUAGCAGCUUGAUUGGAGAGUUUGUUAGCUUUUUUUUUUUUUUUUCCUUUCAUUUAGCUUAUGGGAAUCAUAUAAAUUCAAUGAAUACUCUUGCCCGAGAUUUUAACGUUUUGAAGUUUGAUUGUAUUAGGAAGGAGGGAACAAACAUUUUAAGCAAAUUCUUACAAUUAUAAUCAAUUUACUUUUUCCAUCUGUGCCUUA